Molecule: messenger RNA, 651 nt
Organism: Canis lupus familiaris (dog)
Lineage: Eukaryota; Metazoa; Chordata; Mammalia; Carnivora; Canidae
Product: cell division protein ZipA-like
Exons: 3
Coding region: 88-360 (90 amino acids)
Source: RefSeq, a predicted model, not a curated record
UGAGCAAACACCACAGCAUGGAGGGUCCAGCCUCCAUGUCCUCCUUGUCCAGUGCAGCCACCUGAAGAGCCACCUCAGGAAUGGCAGAUGGCGCAGGAGGGACCCGUGCCCAGCUCCAUGGUGACACCCUUCCCCUCUGCACCCAGCUCUGUGGCAGCUUGCAAGGUGGCCACCGGGGCUGGAGAGUGGGGCGUCCGCUGGCCUCUGCAGGUCUUCACGUGGUUUGCCUCCCAGCCUCCCGGCCAGUGCAACCUGAAAGAGAGGACCCCAGCCUCCCAGCUGGUGCAGCCUGAAGGGAGGACCUAUUCCCAUGAUACAGACCCUCCCUCAGGCAAGAGGAAAAGCAGAAGAAGGCCCUAAUAACCUCACCGCCUGCAGCAACCCUGGCUAAUUGUGUGAUAUGGCCCCUCUGAUCCAUCUUCUGCACACAUACAUGCUAAACUGGCAUCGCGUGAUGUGUUUUUAAUUUAAUAUUGAGUAGUGGGCCUUUUCUCAUGUCACGGAAUACUUGCCCAAAGUCGGUUUUUACUGGCUCCGUAAUAUUCCUUCGAACCAUAAUUCAUGUCUCCAUCUCUCCGUCCUGAGCUCCCCAGGAUGAUUUAACAAUGUGCUUAGGCGCGCAUCUGCCCUGAAACACUCCCUCCUUCUGAA